UAUUUUCUUCCUUUUAGUCUGAAUAAGCGAGAGACCAUGGCAAAAAGAACAAAGAAGGUGGGAAUUUGCGGGAAAUACGGAACCCGAUAUGGUGCCUCUCUCCGUAAAACCAUCAAAAGAAUGGAAGUCUCUCAGCAUUCUAAAUACACAUGUCAAUUCUGUGGAAAGGAUGCCAUGAAGAGGAAAGCUGUGGGGAUCUGGAGCUGUAGUCGAUGCAGGAAGACCGUGGCCGGAGGUGCAUGGGUCUACAGCACAACUGCCGCCGCUACCGUCAGAAGUGCAGUUCGUCGUCUCCGUGAAAUGAAGGAAUCUUAAAUAAAUUUAUCUCCCCACAA
Molecule: messenger RNA, 335 nt
Organism: Magallana angulata
Lineage: Eukaryota; Metazoa; Mollusca; Bivalvia; Ostreida; Ostreidae
Product: 60S ribosomal protein L37a
Exons: 4
Coding region: 37-315 (92 amino acids)
Biological process (GO): translation
Cellular component (GO): ribosome
Molecular function (GO): structural constituent of ribosome
Source: RefSeq, a predicted model, not a curated record